UUAGCGGUCUGCUGUGCACAUCAACCAAACGUGCUCUGUGACACAGACAGUUACAGGAAACAGCUGAUGUAGGAAGGUAACCUGAAGUCAGCUGCGCAACAGAAACAAUACCGUCCAUGAUCGCCCAGGGAUUUAAAAAACAUUAGCAAGCCAGCUACUUAGAAAUGAGCAUGAGGGACGCGGAACUGAAGAUACAUUUCACACCCGGACACGUAGAGCUAGUGCAGGAGAGCAUUGACACUCCGUUUAAGCGCGUGCUGGUGACUGGUGCCACGGGUCUCCUCGGGCGCGCGGUCUAUAGAGAGUUCCAGAACAAUGACUGGCAAACCCUGGGCUGUGGCUACAGCCGGGCACGGCCCCGAUUCCUCAAAUGCAAUUUGAUGGACGAAGAUGCUGUGCGUGGGAUUAUACAAGAUUUCCAGCCCCAUGUGAUUGUACACUGCGCGGCGGAGCGGAGGCCGGAUGUUGUGGAGAGGCACACGGAGGCCGCCAUGAACCUCAACAUCCACGCGUCCGCCACGCUGGCGAAGGAGGCAGCGGGGAUUUUCCUCAUCUACAUCAGCACGGACUACGUGUUCGACGGACGCAACCCGCCCUACGGGGAGAACGACGCUCCGAGCCCACUGAACAUGUACGGGAAGUCCAAGCUGGAGGGAGAGAGAGAGGUUCUGAGGCACAACCCGAGUGCAGCAGUGCUGCGCGUGCCCAUCCUGUACGGGGAGGUGGAGCGGGUGGAUGAGAGUGCGGUGACGGUUCUGUGGGACCGCGUGCAGGAGGGGGCGGAGAGCUGCACCGUGGACCACUGCCAGCAGCGCUUCCCCACCUACACCGGCGACGCGGCGCGCGUCUGCCGCCUCAUGGCCGAGAGGAGGCUGCAGGACCCGUCGUUGCGGGGGAUCUUCCACUAUUCUGGGAAGGAGCAGAUGACCAAGUACGAGAUGGCGUGCGCCAUCGCCGAUGCCUUCAGCUUACCCAGCAGCCACCUCAUACCGCUGACGGAGCAGCCGGCGGGGGCGGGGGCGCAGAGACCCCAGAAUGCUCAGCUGGAGUGCUCGCGGCUGGAGUCGCUGGGUUUGGGCGUAGAGCCCACGCCCUUCAGGACGGCCAUACGCGACAGCCUCUGGCCCUUCCUGUACGACAAGCGCUGGCGGCAGACCGUGUUCCACUGAGGGGCCCGGGGGCCAGGGGCCUGUCUGUGUGCCGGGAGGGGGGGUGUGGUUGGUGCCACCCAUUUACAGCGUCAUAUUCCACCCCACCCCCCCCCCCCCCCCCCCCCCAAGAAUAUUACUGUGGCUCCUUUUUGAAUUUACUCUAAUGCGAUUGUAAGUGAAUUGAACCACGGCUCGCUGUCUCUCUGACCGUCUCUGCUCUCUGCUUUGUGAGCUCACUCCUAGGUUUUCCUGCUGGCUGCAACAUUUCAGAAUAAAUAAUGGCACGUAUUGCGUGGGGUCCAGGGUUGGUUUCUCUCUGGUAUUAACAUUCCCCCAACUGCAGGCUCAGUACUCUCCUGAUAGCUCCUGCCAACGACCCCAGUUUUCUUUAUUUUGAUUGUUUUUUUUUUCAUUUAAAGUAGUUUUUUAUUUGAAAGCAGUUAGCUGAAACACUUUGGGUCCAUUUUAUUUUUUUUUCCUGACAGAUCCUGAAGUUUUAGACUUUUGGAUUUCAGUAUAAAUACGUUUUAAACUGAAUACGUACUUGCUCUGCAUCUAUAGCACACUUUCAGGUUAUACGAAAACACAAAAAAGAGCACAAAUGGAGUUCUCACACUUUUUCUAGAGCAGGGUGUCCAGUCAUAUUCCAAAGGGCCAGUGUGGGUACAGGUUUUUUUGGCCUGGCACAUUGACACCUGAUUCAAUUAAUUAACUCAUUCCGGCCUUCAAUCAAGACCAUGACAAAUAAAAUCAGAUGUCUUGGGCUGGGCUGAAACAAAAACCUGCGUCUGCAACAGCCGUUUUCAUUGGACACACCUGCUCUAGGUAAAUGGCAAUGAAUUUGUACUGACGGCUAAACGUGUCGACGAAAUGUUUUGGACACGUGCCGUUGGUUUGCGUGAUGACCUAAAGGUGUGCAUUUUUUCAGAGCCUACAGUAGUUUAUCGCUAGAGGGCAGCAAAACACUAAAGGUGAAGUGCUGUCUUCAAAUUGAAAUUUAAAUAGGUCUGACCGUGAAGAACAUUAAUUUGCACUGUCAGUUUUGUUUUCUGUGAACUGUUGCUGUAUGGGAGUGUUGUAGAUUCUUCUGAUGCUUUGAGAUGUUCAAAAAAUCUUUUAUGGUAUUUGUCAGAAGAGUCCUUGGUAUACAUUCAAUAAACUAUAAGGGAAAACAG
This is a messenger RNA of Anguilla rostrata (American eel), 2326 nucleotides long. RefSeq names its product methionine adenosyltransferase 2 non-catalytic beta subunit methionine (gene mat2b). NCBI's taxonomy places the organism in Eukaryota, Metazoa, Chordata, Actinopteri, Anguilliformes, Anguillidae. Bases 165 to 1169 code for a protein of 334 amino acids. The transcript has 7 exons. Gene Ontology annotation, biological process: S-adenosylmethionine biosynthetic process. Gene Ontology annotation, molecular function: methionine adenosyltransferase regulator activity. The record is from RefSeq and is a predicted model, not a curated record. Gene Ontology annotation, cellular component: methionine adenosyltransferase complex.